Molecule: messenger RNA, 897 nt
Organism: Scomber scombrus (Atlantic mackerel)
Lineage: Eukaryota; Metazoa; Chordata; Actinopteri; Scombriformes; Scombridae
Exons: 4
Coding region: 13-897 (294 amino acids)
Source: RefSeq, a predicted model, not a curated record
UUAAAGUUCAAAAUGGGAAAUUUCCGGCAGAAAAUGCGAGUGGCUGGUUGCUCCGAGCUCAGAGUGAACGCACGUACCUCUGGAUCAACAAGUUCAAAAAGACUAAAGAGGGCCAGAAAGUCAGAAGUGAACUUCCUGCCAGAUUUUCCAGAAGGGAAAGCCCAAAGUGACCUUGAGACAGAGAGAUCUACCAUGGUCAGCGAGAUGAAGAAAAGAAAGGUUGAUUGGAACCAAAUUGGUGAGAUGAUGAGUAACACGUUCCCCUUACGGAGGAAAGAAAUUGUUGAGGAUGAACCCCUUGUGGAACAAGUGAAAGACAGGUGGCCAGCCUUGUUUGCUGAACGGCAGAUUGAAGCAGAAUUUGCUCGCCUUACAUCUGUUGAUCUGAAGGGCUCCUUCUUUGCUGGGCUGGACCAGUAUCUGGCAAGAUUCCUUGAGCUGUACAAAGCAAAAAGUGGCAUAGUGGGCCUGAACAGGUUGAUGAGAUGUCUCAAUGAUGAUAGCUCCACACACCGCAAGAGGACAGUUCUUCUGCUGGGCCUUCCUCACUUUCUCAAGGAGGAUCCGUCCGGUUUUUUUAAGACUGUCGAGGCCACAGAUGAAGAGGACACGUUCACAAAGGGGAUGAAAGUCGGUGUUGUGAUGGUGAAGGAUGGAGAAAAAAUCAUUGACACCGCUGUGGUCCUUGAGGAAGCAGUGAUCCUGUCUGAACUGAAGGACAUCCCACGUGCCAUUGCUUUGCUGAUGGGUCUGCUUUUUUCUCUAAACAUAGACUAUCCAAAGGAACUAAGGUACACAUUUGAGAUCAUUCAGAAAGUCCUGAUGAACAUCGGUGGAGGACAGUGUUCCUCACUUGUCCAUGGUUUCAGAAACCGACUCCUGCGGAAAACCAUGUGA